Molecule: messenger RNA, 1537 nt
Organism: Stegodyphus dumicola
Lineage: Eukaryota; Metazoa; Arthropoda; Arachnida; Araneae; Eresidae
Gene: CstF50
Product: cleavage stimulation factor subunit 1 Cst50
Biological process (GO): mRNA 3'-end processing
Cellular component (GO): mRNA cleavage stimulating factor complex
Molecular function (GO): RNA binding; protein binding
Source: RefSeq, a predicted model, not a curated record
UGCAGAAAGACUUAGCGGGUGCAAAACAAGACAUUUGUAUACUUUGUUUGUCUGUCUGUUUCCGGUUUGAGUUUGGAAUUUAAUUUGAAAAUUUAUAAUGCCUCCGCAUGGGAAAGGUUAUAAAGAGAGAGACCAGUUAUACAGAUUAAUAAUCAGCCAGUUAUUUUAUGAUGGUUACCAAACAUUAGCUGUGAGUUUAUCAAAUUUGAUUAAAACUCAACCUCCCUGUCCUCCUUCUGAUCGUCUGCUUCAAAUAGUAGCAUUGGGAUUAAGAACCGAGUUAGAUAAUAAGGAACAUGAUGCAAUGAGAGUGGAUACAUCAAAUGUUGGUAUUGGCAUAGAUCUUGAAUAUGAAACUGAAGCACCAUCACUUGCACCUGAGCCAGCAUUAUAUGAAACAUGUUACGUCACGUCUCAUAAAGCCCAAUGCCGAGCUGGAGCAUUUAGCAGUGAUGGUCAGCUUGUUGCCACUGGUUCUCAUGAUGCUUCUAUCAAAAUUUUGGAUGUAGAUCGUAUGUUGGCAAAAAGUGCAACGCCUGCUGAUGUUGCUGCUCAAGAAACGACUCAACAGAAUAUGGAAACUCAUCCUGUGAUACGGACACUAUAUGAUCAUAUUGAGGAAGUUACUUGUUUAGAGUUCCAUCCUACUGAGCAGAUUCUAGUAUCUGGAAGUAGAGAUUAUACUGUAAAGUUUUUUGACUUUUCUAAACCAUCUGUGAAGCGUGCUUUUAGAACAAUUCAUGAAGCUGAAAUGGUUAGAUGCUUAUCUUUACAUCCAUCUGGUGACUUUAUAUUAGUAGGAACUCAGCAUCCUGUCUUGCGAUUAUAUGAUGUUCGAACUACACAAUGUUUUGUUAGUGAUCAACCAGAUGAUCAACAUAAAGCACCAAUUACUAUGGUUAAGUAUAGUCCCAACGCAAAUAUGUAUGCCACAUGUUCAAGGGAUGGAGAUAUUAAGCUGUGGGAUGGUGUGAGUAAUAGAUGUUUUAAUACAUUUCCAGGAGCUCAUGAUGGAAGUGAAGUGUGUUCUGUUCAGUUUUCACGCAACUCAAAAUAUCUUUUAAGUAGUGGAAAAGACUCAUUAGUAAAAUUAUGGGAGCUGUCUAUGGCAAGAUGUCUUAUAGCUUAUACUGGUGCUGGUGCAACAGGAAAGCAAAUACAUCGUAGCCAAGCGGUUUUCAACCAUACAGAAGAUUAUGUCCUUUUCCCUGAUGAAAAAACUACUAGUCUUUGUAGCUGGGAUGCGAGAAAUGCUGAACGUCAACGACUGCUAUCACUUGGGCACAAUAAUAAUGUCCGUUAUAUUGUACAUUCACCUACUGGUCCUGCUUUUGUGACAUGCAGUGAUGAUUUUCGAGCACGAUUUUGGUAUAGACGUACUGAGUCUGGAGAUUAAGAAGUUUUGUGAGCAUACACUUUUCAUCUCAUUAUGUUGUAAACUGAACAUAUAAGAUUGUCUUAUGUUCUGUCAUUGUCGUGUCAUUUUUUAUAUGUGACUAUUCUUGUUUUUGAUUAAAUUUAUCUUUUCAAAAUAUGA